UUGCAUGAUCAACUGGGCUUGGUCGGCAGAUCCACCAAACCCAACGAAUUAAUCUCCUGUGUGAGAUUAACAGGGCGUUUACGAUCACGACUAGGGUUUAACAACAACCGUACGCCGCCGGCUCCCCUGGUUACGUCUUGUGCUUCUUCUGGGAUUGUCGCUGAAGCGAUGGCUCAUCGCGGUGGCGGCAUGAACAACCGAGGCAGAGGUUUUCCUGGAGGUGCUGGCCGGGGUUUUGAGGGCGGAGGUCGAUGGAACAGUGCUGCGGGUCGAGGUUUUGGCCAAGGCCGAGGGAGCAAUUUCUUUGAGGGAAGCUCUAGCGGCACUGCGGGUGAUGAUGCUGGUGCGCGUUCCGGCGCUGAUCUGCAAGGGAGCGGCUUUGAUGGUGUAUUCAGAGCGGGCUCUGGAAACCGAAACAGUGGUGGCGGCCAAGAUCGGUACAGCUAUGCCCCCAAUUUCAAUCGCAGCAAUGAUCGCCGCAAUUUCUAUGGGCAAAGUAAUUACAAUAAUCGAAGGUUUAACAGUACGUAUGUUCCUAGAGAUACCAACUACAGGAACAAUUCUACUGGAACUAAUGUGCGUGCAAGCGCUAAUGAUAUAGUACCAGAUGGGUUAUCAAUGGAGCAGACCAUGUUGGUCAAGGAGGCGGCGGCUGCAUUUGCAAAGCAGCUUGCGGAGUGGCAGCCAAAGGGUGGGCAGUCAACUGAAUCGGCUGUUCCACCACUGACUGCAAGUCCGGCUGUACAUGACCCUGCGGCCCGGACUGAUGAUGCGGCUCGGCGACAUGGUUCUGGGCAGCGAGCUGAAGCAGUUUUGUUGUCAGUGGCAGGUAUUUCUCAACAACAAGUGACAUCUCCUACUCAUGAGGUGGCUGGAGAUGCUCACUUGGCAAAAAAGAAGAAAGGUUCUGGGUGUUUUCGCUGCGGCAAACCGGGACACUGCUUAAAUGACUGCAACCAAGAGAUUUGUGAUUGCUGCCAAAGCCCGGACCAUAGGUCUAGGGAUUGCCCUUUACUCUCAGCACCUAAACCAGCUAUGGCGAUGUAUGGUCUUGCACAUGAGGACCUUAUGUUCUGGGAUUUUCCUUUAUCCUGUUUAGUUAGGCCGAGGUUGGAAAACACACGCAUGGGACGGGUUACAGUUUCAGGUGGGCAGCUCACUAUUCCAGAGAUCAUCACACAGUUGCAGUGGAUUGUUCCUGAAGAUAAUUAUCAGUGGGAUGUGGUUAUGGUCGAGGAGAAUGUAUAUCGUGUGAACUUUCCUAGCAAGAUGGACUUGGUGCGUGUUCAGCAUUUUGGAAGAUUUAAUGUGCCAAACUCACAAGUUUUUAUGACCUUUGAUUUUUGGACAAGAAAUGUGGAACCAUCUUGGAGAGCGGAGGAUGUUUGGGUCCGGGUACAUGACUUACCCAGCCCUGUGUUGGAUGAUUUUCUAGCUCUGUGGGCUCUUGGUACUUUAUUUGGGAAAACAAAAGAUAUGGAUAUGGCGUUCACGCGUGCAAAUGAUGUCUUGCGUAUCUCUAUCACAUGUCUUAACUCCAGUCUUAUACCUACUCGGAUGGAUGUCAGAGUGCAUGAAGAUUUUUAUAGACUUCGUUUUGAGGUGGAAGGUCUACAACCUGUAAUACCUGCUGAUGUUCCUAUGGAUGAUGUCCCACCUGGUGAUGAGGAUAUGGAGCAUGAUGGCCCUAAGGAGCAUCAGCAAGAUGAUGUUAACCGGCCAGAUGGAAAGAAUGAUGGUGGACAAGAUGCUAAUCAGGGUGGUAAUCAUACUACUGUACCUCAUAACAAUAUUGCAGUAUUUCCAAUUCAGUUUGGAAUAGCACCAGUGGUACAUCAUUUUCUGGUAUCUCCAAAGGUUAUUUUUGGCCACUCAAUUCAUGAAUGUAUCAAAAAGUCACAAUGUGUGAAUCAGCUUGAUCUCUCUGUCAACAAGGAGCAGUAUGUUCCAGCUCAGGGUGUUUUUUCGCCGCUUUUCACUGAAGAAUCGAUGUCUGAAGAUAUUGCUGAGAGUGAUGUGGCUCUGCCUGCUGUUGUGCCGGUGAUUUCGGCCCAGCCUGGUAUGCAUGGCUGUACGUCGAUCAGCGCCAUGCAUGCAACGUCGAGCGGAGGUGAGGCAGCGGUACAGACGGUCAUGAAUGAGGUCUCGUUACCGCAUGUGAACAAGGGUGCAGAGGUACAAUCCAUUGAUGGUAUUAUGAUGAUUAGGGAGGAGCAACCGGUGAGGUCUCCCUCUGUAACUCCUGUUGGAGUUAACAAGGUCUUUGAGGAUUCUCCUUCAUAUGAUCACUCUAUGACAGAGGUGAUAAAUUUUGGGGGAAUUGCUAAUGAUUCAAUGAAGGGGAUACGAUCAAGUGCUAGACUUAGAGCACAGUCAAAUUCGUACUAUACCCAAAUGGAGAGGGCAAUGAUGCUUGCCAACAAACGGGAUCAGCAACAAUCUCAAGGUACGCCGGCAUUAUCAAUUCCUUCAUUUUCUGCUUUUUCGGAUGAGCAAAUUAUUGCCAAGGCUGAUGGGCUUGGGGUGUCGUUGGGGGUUAAUCUUGAGGAGAGAUUACAUGCUGCUAGAUUAAUUAAGGAUAUUGAAAAACAACGAAUGCUAACCUUUCUCAACACCAACUCUACCUCUGAAAAUGAAAGUUUACCUCUAUGUUUAGCGGUAAUUCGACGUGCAACUCACUGGAUUCAGCAAUGGGCGCUGCUUCUACCGGAAGAUCAGCGGGAGAAUAUGGCUACUGGGUGCAACCGUCGCUAA
Messenger RNA from Lolium perenne, 2754 nucleotides. The record is from RefSeq and is a predicted model, not a curated record. NCBI's taxonomy places the organism in Eukaryota, Viridiplantae, Streptophyta, Magnoliopsida, Poales, Poaceae.